AUGGCCAUGGCCCCAAGGGGACCCCGCCCCUCGCUCCUGCUGCCCCUCAUCCUCCUGGCUGCCACCCUGGCCCAGCUCAGUGAAGGCGCCAGCUACCAGCAGUUUGUGAGACAACACAUUGACCACCCCAAGACCAGCGCCCCCAAUGACAGGCUCUACUGCAACCUCCUGAUGCAGCGCCGGGGCCUGACCCGCCGCCGAUGCAAACCCACCAACACCUUCAUCCACGCCCCUGCCGGCCAGCUCCGAGACAUAUGCAGCAGCGGAGGAAGACCCGUUAGUCGCAACCUCUAUGACAGCAACAGAUCAUUCAGCGUCACCACGUGCCGGGUGCUGCCCGGCUCCCGACCAGGGCGUUGUAGAUACAGAGCUGCAACUGGAGUCACCAGGGUCCGCGUGGCCUGUGUCCAGCGGCUGCCCGUGCACUUAGAGCCAACAUAUCUGCCAUGA
This is a messenger RNA of Terrapene triunguis (Three-toed box turtle), 450 nucleotides long. Its product is annotated as ribonuclease-like. The record is from RefSeq and is a predicted model, not a curated record. Lineage: Eukaryota; Metazoa; Chordata; Testudines; Emydidae. The transcript has a single exon. Bases 1 to 450 code for a protein of 149 amino acids. Gene Ontology annotation, molecular function: nucleic acid binding.